Hypomesus transpacificus is the source of this 1569-nucleotide messenger RNA. RefSeq names its product E3 ubiquitin-protein ligase TRIM39-like. Gene Ontology annotation, molecular function: protein binding; zinc ion binding. The record is from RefSeq and is a predicted model, not a curated record. Bases 1 to 1569 code for a protein of 522 amino acids. The transcript has 6 exons. Lineage: Eukaryota; Metazoa; Chordata; Actinopteri; Osmeriformes; Osmeridae.
AUGGCUUCCACCGUCCACUUCCUGUCUGAAGAGCAGUUCCUCUGCUCCCUGUGCACGGAGGUCUUCACCGACCCCGUCUCCAUCCCCUGCGGCCACAGCUUCUGCCUGGCCUGCAUUACAGAGCGCUGGCUGAGCCUCCACACCUGCAGCUGCCCCAGGUGCAACACCGUGUUCCCUGGUCACCCGGACCCCCGCCAGAACCCCUUCGCCCGGGAGAUGUCGGAGGAGAUCCGGGCGAGGAGACGGAACGGAGGAGUGCCCGUCCUCAGACCAGGGGACGUGGCGUGUGACGUCUGCACCGGGACGAAGCUCCGAGCCCUGAAGUCCUGCCUGGUGUGUCUGACCUCCUACUGUGAGACUCACCUGGAGCCUCACCAGAGAGUGGCCACGCUGAAGGUCCACCAGCUGGUCGACCCUGUGGAGAACCUGGAGGACAGGAUGUGUAGGAAGCACCAGAGGCUCCUGGAGAUGUUCUGCAGGAGCGACCAGACGUGUGUGUGUGUGCUGUGUGCGGAGACCGACCACCGGGGGCACCACACCGUCCCGGCAGAGCGAGAGAGCGCAGAGAAGAAGGCUCAGAUGGAGAGGGCUGAGGUGGAGGUGCUGCAGAUGAUCCAGACCAGAGUGAAGAAGGUGGAGGAGAUCCAACACUCAGUGGAGCUCAGCAGGACGAACUCAAGGAAAGCGAUGGAAGACAGCGCAAAGCUCUUCGGCGCUCUGAUGACCGCCGUGGAGAGAAGCCUGGCCGAGCUCACCCGGGGGAUGGUGGAGAAGCAGAAGGCAGCGGAGAGGAGAGCCGAAGACCUUAGGUUCCCCUCCCUCACCCGCCCUCCUCCCACUAAGGACUGGUCUGACACCAGCGUCCACUCCCACCAGUGUGUGGGGACGCUGAGGUCCAAAGUGUCCCAGUUAGAGGGGAUGUUGAAGGCAGCCCAGACCAAACAGGCCAGAAAAGAGCACGAGAUAGUCCAGCAGUAUGCAGUGGAAGUGAGUCUGGACCCACGCUCAGCCAACCCGUGGCUGGUCGUGUCCCGUGACAGGAAAAGGGUCUGGGACGGAGACAGAGAGCAGGAGAACCUUCCGGAAGGCCCCCGGCGCUUCGACACGGCGCCCUGCGUCCUCGCCAUGCACGGCUUCACCUCUGGGAGGCGCUACUGGGAGGUCGAGGUCGGCGACAAGACGGCCUGGGAUCUGGGCGUGGCUAGAGAGUCCGUCAACAGGAAGGGCGUGGUCACCCUCAGCCCCGAGGAUGGCUAUUGGACAAUCUGCCUGAGGAAGGGGAGUGAUUACAGGGCGUGCGAUUGGCAGUCGCUCCUCCUGCCAAUCAGAGAGAAGCCCUGGGUCGUGGGCGUGCUAUUGGACUACGAGGAAGGGGUGGUGUCUUUUUACGAUGCAGGAAAGGCUUCGCAUAUCUACUCUUUCAUUGGCUGCUCCUUCACUGGGAGGGUGUUUCCUCUCUUCAACCCUGACAUGAGUGACAGCGGGGACAACAAAUCAGCUCUCGUUAUUCGUCCCGUCGCCCCCGGCAUCGCAGACAGGGGCGGGACUUUUGACGGCGUCACAUUUUGA